AGGGGCACUGGUGGGGGGCGAGCCCGCUCGGUGAGGGGAGGGACGUGAGCAUCCGUUGGAGACGUCCGAGAGCAGCUGGCAGUGCCCCGGGACCAGAGGAGCUCGGCGGCCCGAGAGGGAGCUGGCCAGGGCUGCCCGGCCAGGAGGGAAAAGGGGGCCCCUGGCAGGGGCUGCAAAGUGUUGGUCCCUGCGGCCGGGGAGCCACGUGGCGACACCCUUGACCUCCAGGCUGCCUUGUAGCCCAGGCGGGAGGGAGCCCCAGGCCCGGCCUGCUGCCCCCUUCACAGAGAAGCCCCCUUGGGGGCGGAGAAGGCCGUGGCCUCGGGAGCAGCCUCUCCCGGGGCCUUGGAGGGAAGGGAGCUUUUCCUCGCCGGGCCCGCGGAGGCCUUGUCAGGAAAGAAUGGCUGCCUCCGCCAUUGGGAUGGGGACCUCCCCGGCGCCUCCAUUCCUGGGAGCCCGGAGCCCUUCGGGGCCAUUCACCCCCCAGGUCGUUCCUUAAGGAGGGGCCGAUGGAGCUCUGGCUCCCCCCCAUCACCUGUCAGGCAGCUCUGGCUGCAGCCUGGCCAGGGGACGGCCCGAGGCUGCAGGCACCCCGACGGAGCCCGUGGGAGCAUCUCCUGCCGCUCGGUGGCCUGGGAGCCACUGGGGGUCUGGAAAAGCCUACGUGACGGUUAGCGAGCAUUGGGGUCCCUUCUCCCGCCCUCCCCGGACAGACCCCGGUCGGGCCCUCGCUCUGUGCCCUCCUGCUGGGGCUCCCGGGCCCUUCGUCCCCGUGGGAGGAGGUGCCCAGACCGGAGGCCGCAGGCCCUGCACGCCGGGCCGGGUCCCUGCCGGUGCCUUCUGGGCUGGCCUGGGUUUUCUCUGCUCGGGGGCUGGCGGCAGACCCGUCCCUGUGGCUGCCCAGGCUGGGCCGGCGGGGCUCCCUCCUAGCUCCCCGGCGCUGCUUGUGGGCCCGCAGGGUGCCCCGCGCUCGCCUCUGCCAGUCUCGCCGCUGGGCCCGGCCCUGACGGCAGCUUUCUGUGCCCAACAGCUGCCACCCCCACCAUGGAGACCUUCUUUAGGAGACAUUUCAGGAGGAGGGGGCCGGGGGCAGGCCUCCGGGGGCAGCGGCGGGGGAGCGGGGUGGCCCUCCCCACGGGCAAGGUGCGGCGGCGGUCCCCGGCGGGCCAGCCCUCCUCCUCGCUGGCGCAGCGGCGACGCUCCAGCUCCCAGCUCCAGGGCUGCCUCCCCGGCUGCGGGCUCGGGGCUCCCCGCCGCUCCAGCACCGCGCCCCCGGGCCCCGGCCCCCGCGUGACCAUGGAGCCCGUCCCACCGCGGAGACUGGCCCUGCCUGCUGGUGACGCCCCCUCCCCGGGGACCCCCGUGCCCCUCGCCGGCCUCGCGGGGGAGAGCGAAGAAGAGGAGGAAGGGGCGGAGGGCCCGAGGACCCCCGGGGCGGGAGGCGGGGAGCCGGCCGGCCCCGGGCCCCGGCCGCUGGGCAUCAGGCCUCGGCUCCACGUGCCCCGAUGUCUGCGGCGACGCCGGAGGUCUUCCCACCUGCUCCCCGCCGACGUGAUGUAUGAGCGGACCGUCUGGGGCCUGCACGGCUACUACCGUCGGCUCAGCCAGUACCGGCCCCCGGGGCAGCAGCUCCCCCCCGGCGCCGCCGCCAGCCCCCUCCUGCUGGGCCCCCUGCGCCCCCUGUCCCGGAGGCGGCAAGUGGCCCUGAGACGCAAGUCAGCCGGACCGGAGGCCUGGAGCGCUCUGCUCUCGAAAGCCAUUGCCAAGUCUGGCCUCCAGCAUCUGGCACCUCCCAACCCGCCCCCCGGGGCCCCCUGCAGCGAGCCCGAGAGGCAGAUCCGGAGCACCGUGGACUGGAGCGAAACAGCCGCCUACGGGGAGCACAUCUGGUUCGAGACCAAUGUGUCUGGGGACUUCUGCUACGUGGGGGAGCAGUACUGCGUGGCCAAGAUGCUGCAGAAGUCGGUGUCUCGGCGGAAGUGCGCCGCCUGCAAGAUUGUCGUGCACACGCCCUGCAUCGAGCAGCUGGAGAAGAUUAACUUCCGCUGUAAGCCGUCCUUCCGGGAGUCAGGAUCCAGGAACGUGCGGGAGCCGACCUUUGUCCGUCACCACUGGGUGCAUCGGCGGCGCCAGGAUGGCAAGUGCCGACACUGUGGCAAGGGCUUCCAGCAGAAGUUUACUUUCCACAGCAAAGAGAUCGUGGCCAUCAGCUGCUCCUGGUGCAAGCAGGCCUACCACAACAAGGUGUCCUGCUUCAUGAUCCAGCAGAUCGAGGAGCCCUGCUCCCUGGGGGCCCACGCCGCCGUGGUCAUCCCCCCGACCUGGAUCCUGCGGGCCCGGCGCCCCCAGAACCCUCUCAAGGUCAGCAAGAAGAAGAAGAGGACGUCUUUCAAGAGGAAGUCCAGCAAGAAGGGGCCGGAGGAGGGCCGGUGGAAACCCUUCAUCAUCAAACCGACCCCGUCCCCCCUCAUGAAGCCCCUGCUGGUGUUUGUGAACCCCAAGAGCGGAGGCAAUCAGGGUUCUAAGAUCAUCCAGUCCUUCCUCUGGUAUCUCAACCCCCGGCAAGUCUUCGACCUGAGCCAGGGCGGGCCCAAGGAGGCGCUGGAGAUGUACCGGAAAGUGCACAACCUCCGGAUCCUGGCCUGCGGGGGCGACGGCACCGUGGGCUGGAUCCUCUCCACCCUGGACCAACUGCGCCUGAAGCCCCCCCCUCCUGUCGCCAUCCUCCCCCUCGGCACCGGCAACGACCUGGCCCGGACCCUGAACUGGGGUGGGGGCUACACCGACGAGCCGGUGUCCAAGAUCCUGUCCCACGUGGAGGAGGGCAACGUGGUGCAGCUGGACCGCUGGGACCUGAGAGCGGAGCCCAAUCCGGAGGCGGGGCCCGACGACCGCGACGAGGGCGCCACUGACAGGCUGCCCCUCGACGUCUUCAACAACUACUUCAGUCUCGGCUUCGACGCCCACGUCACCCUGGAGUUUCACGAGUCUCGAGAGGCCAAUCCAGAAAAGUUCAAUAGCCGGUUUCGGAACAAGAUGUUCUAUGCUGGGACGGCCUUUUCCGACUUCCUCAUGGGCAGCUCCAAAGACUUGGCCAAGCACAUCCGAGUGGUGUGUGAUGGCACAGACCUGACCCCCAAGAUCCAGGACCUGAAGCCCCAGUGCAUCGUGUUCCUGAAUAUCCCCAGGUAUUGUGCGGGCACCAUGCCCUGGGGCCACCCCGGAGACCACCAUGACUUUGAGCCCCAGCGGCACGACGACGGGUACCUCGAGGUCAUCGGCUUCACCAUGACAUCACUGGCUGCGCUCCAGGUGGGCGGGCACGGCGAGCGCCUCACCCAGUGCCGCGAGGUGCUGCUCACCACGGCCAAGGCCAUCCCGGUGCAGGUGGACGGCGAGCCCUGCAAGCUGGCGGCGUCCUGCAUCCGCAUCGCCCUGCGCAACCAGGCCACCAUGGUGCAGAAGGCCAAACGGAGGAGCUCCGUCCCCCUGCACAGCGACCAGCAGCCUGUCCCCGAGCAGCUGCGCAUCCAGCUCCGCCGGGUCAGCAUGCACGACUACGAGGCUCUGCACUAUGACAAAGAGCAGCUUAAAGAGGCCUCCGUGCCACUGGGCACUGUGGUGGUGCCAGGGGACAGCGACCUGGAGCUCUGCCGGACCCACAUCGAGAGGCUGCAGCAGGGGGAGCCCAAUGGAGCCGGAGCCAAGGCUUCGUCAGGCCAGAAACUGUCCCCCAACUGGUGCUUCCUGGAUGCAACCACGGCCAAUCGAUUCUACAGGAUAGAUCGGGCCCAGGAGCACCUCAACUACGUGACGGAGAUCGCCCAGGACGAGCUCUACGUGCUGGACCCUGAGCUGUUGGGCGCCCCCGGCAGGCCCACCCUCGAGGCUCCCCAAAGCCCCGGCCCCACCUCUCCGCCUCCCCCAUCCCCCAGGCCCAGACCAGAUCAAGGGGAUGCGAUGCCCCCAAAAGGUGAAAGCUUGAUAGAAGCUGCUGAGAACAAUGACUUCUGUAAGUUCCAGGAGCUCCACCGAGCUGGGGGGGACCUCAUGCUGCGGGAUGAGAGGGGCCGUACCCUCCUGCACCAUGCUGUCAGAGCGGGCAGCAAGGAGAUCGUCCGCUACCUCCUGGAGCACGCCCCGACGGAAAUCAUUGAUGCUGUGGAAGAAAAUGGGGAGACGUCCCUGCACCAGGCAGCUGCCCUGCGCCAGCGGACCAUCUGCCACUACAUCGUGGAGGCCGGAGCCUCUCUCAUGAAGACCGAUCUGCAGGGCGACACCCCGAGGCAGCGGGCAGAGAAGGCCCAGGACACGGAGCUGGCCGCGUACCUAGAAAACCGGCAGCACUACCAGAUGAUCCAGAGGGAGGACCAGGAGACGGCCGUGUAGCUGGUGACCCCGGGAUCUUCCCCUGCUCCAGGACCGGGAUGGGGGUGCGGCAGGGGGGCCAGGCCCCCGGUCCCACUUGUUCACACUGCUACAUUCCACUGGGCCGGGCGGCCGGCACCGUGGGGGGACCCCGCCUGGGGAAGGAGCCCCAUGGCUGACCGGGACUCGAGGGAGGACCACUGAGACGGACUCGGAGAGCCCCUGCACCUCCAUCCUGUGCAUGCUUCUGUUGCCUGGCUUUUGAGCCCCCGGCUCUAUCCUGGAGGCCCCAGCCUCCACCCCCCGCCCACACAGGGAGGAAAGCUGCCUCGAGAGCCAAUGACCCUGCCCACGGUACCCAAGCCGUGGGUCAUGACUGUGCCCGGACCCCGGCCACUGACCCUGGGAGGGAGGGAGAUGCCGGGGCUUGGGGGGAGGGAGCCUGAACCUGAAGAGAUGGAGCAAGAGGCCAGGGCCCUCUGGAAGCCCCUCCCUGAGGGAGCAGGGCCCCGCCUCCCCCGCCCUUCCCCCGCCACCCUCCCCAUUUCACGACAGGGCACGGAGAUCCAUCCAGCACAGGGGGGUGGGGGGUGCCCCGGGAAGCUGGUCACGGUGUCAUGUUUACAGCCCAGCUGGGUGUAACUCAGUAAAAUGGAUGUUUUUUUUUCCUAA
This is a messenger RNA of Antechinus flavipes (yellow-footed antechinus), 5040 nucleotides long. It is a transcript of the gene DGKZ, whose product is annotated as diacylglycerol kinase zeta. Gene Ontology annotation, molecular function: protein binding; ATP-dependent diacylglycerol kinase activity. Bases 1045 to 4389 code for a protein of 1114 amino acids. Gene Ontology annotation, biological process: lipid phosphorylation; regulation of synaptic transmission, glutamatergic; intracellular signal transduction. The record is from RefSeq and is a predicted model, not a curated record. Gene Ontology annotation, cellular component: nucleus. NCBI's taxonomy places the organism in Eukaryota, Metazoa, Chordata, Mammalia, Dasyuromorphia, Dasyuridae. The transcript is spliced from 31 exons.